CAGGGCCAGCAGAACCUGGAGCUGGCAAGCCGUCUUCAUGUCCUUGUGCAGAGCACUGCUCUCGAGGGGAUGGAUGACGAGGGCACGGCCUUGUCACUAACUCGCGUGCAGGUGAUGAUCGCCGCAGCUGCACGGCAACUCGUUGCUGGAAGCAAAUGGAUCACAAAGGAGACCUUUGACAGCCGAAUGGAGCAGAUCAGAGGAGAGUACUUCAAGGAACUCCGGAUCAUGCAGGGACGACUGGAGGAGUUGAUGCUCAAGGUUCAGCAAGCCGCUCCGCUGCAAGUGAACAUGCCGGCCGUGCCCGGAAAGCUGCCAAAGAUGAUCUUUCAGAAGGUCCCUGGCCAGGCUACUCCAGCGCAGUCAGAGGUUGACAGACUUGGAACAGCCCCAGCAGGGGGUGCUCGGCCACCAAUCAUCGCACAGCAGCCCAUGAGCGCUCGUGGCUUGCGACCAGCGACAGAAGGAAGGCCUCGUGGACGGCAGGGUCAUCAGUGAGUGGAAUCCAACAUGGGAAACGUUGAGGAGGAUUUCUACUUUUUAGCGACUUUAUCUAGGAUGGUGCAAUUUGCAGUCCGCACUUGCCACUUGCUGGCAAAGCCACAAAUGUGCAACUAGGAAUCCAACUGACCCAGUCACAUUUACUAGAUGCGCUUUCAUAUGAUUCCUUCAGAUGAAUUUGCACAAGAUCUUGCUUUGAUUGCUUCUGGGGACACUCCUUUGCCAGCGCGCUAGAAACAAGGCCUGCAAAGCAAGCCAGGAGCGCGGGUCAUGGCAGAAUCGGAGCCUUACUGCAUGUGGGAAGUUACUAAAAAAGCGAAAAUUCA
Messenger RNA from Cladocopium goreaui, 827 nucleotides. The record is from the annotation of a GenBank genome assembly. Lineage: Eukaryota; Dinophyceae; Suessiales; Symbiodiniaceae.